Messenger RNA from Drosophila santomea, 1298 nucleotides. Its product is annotated as probable G-protein coupled receptor Mth-like 12. The transcript has 6 exons. NCBI's taxonomy places the organism in Eukaryota, Metazoa, Arthropoda, Insecta, Diptera, Drosophilidae. The coding region runs from base 21 to 1298 and encodes 425 amino acids. Gene Ontology annotation, molecular function: G protein-coupled receptor activity. Gene Ontology annotation, biological process: cell surface receptor signaling pathway; G protein-coupled receptor signaling pathway. Gene Ontology annotation, cellular component: membrane. The record is from RefSeq and is a predicted model, not a curated record.
AGAACGUUUCCUCCUCCUAAAUGCAGCUUAAAUUGUUUUGUACAUUUCUUGUUUUAAGCUUGGCAAAAUUCGGAGCGGUUCAUACAAACUCCAAUGAUACGGAAGCAAAAUCAUGUGUAAGAUGUGAUAAAAAUUGUAACGAUGACGACGAUCUCUCGCUCUGCAUUCGGAUUUGUUGCCCUCGUAAAAAUAUGAUGGCCAAUGGCGGCUGUAAUUUUGAGGAGCAACUUUUCCGAACAAAACUUAAUUUAAGCAUAAAACUCGAUGACAAUUCAACAGAGGCCCUAUAUUUCAACAACCAAACCCUGCUUACAACGCCGUUUUGGGAUAUAGAUGAAAUGAUCGGUCUGAGCAGAGAUGAGUACACGUUGUACAAGAACGGAACCAUAUAUAUUCACUCCGACAAGAGGCUCAAGUCCAAAGAGGAAUACUGUUUCUAUCCCCAUCAGAUUUAUUCGGACUUCCCAGAAACCAUAUGGAUUCUUUUACACGAGUGGUCAUUAUUAAAGAUACCAGGAACUUAUGAGCUCACAUCAGUUUCGCUUAUAUGCUAUAUCAUCCCAAUGGGCAUUUAUCUUUUAGUAAAAAAACUACGAAAUGUCUUUGGAAAGUGUCUGGUGAGUUGCAUAUUCUGCAUCUUUCUUACCUACCUUAUCUGGCUUAUAGAUGAGUUAAGAUUGAUGGAUGACUUCUGCUCACUUUCAGGUUAUAUCUCGUACUUCUUUGAUUUUGCCACUUAUCUUUGGCUCUGUGUAAUUAGCUUUUGUUUAUGGAAGAAAAUCACAUCGGUCGAUCACCAAGAACAUCGCCAUCAGUUCCUGUUUUACAGUAUCUUUGUCUGGGGAAUAUCUUGUUUACCACUAGGUAUAAUUAUAUUGAUGGAUCAUCUUUGGAAAGAGGAUCUCCAGAAAUGGAACUGGUUCCCCCUUGUAGGCUUUUUUUUGUGCUCGGUGGAACUUUAUAAGUGGUCUUCGUGGGCUUAUUAUCAGGGUCUUUUUCGGAUCCUAUGUGCGAUGAAUAUUAUUAUGUUCGAUCUGACUAUCAAACACAUUAAAAAAACGAAAAAAGAGAUAUCUAAAUUUACACAUCGACCAGAUCGGACCCCAGCUUGCCUUACUGUCGAUUUUCAAAAGAUGAUUUCAUAUAUGCGGAUAUUCACCAUUAUGGGCGUGUCUUGGGCUCUAUUACUCGUUGUGAUGGUAGAAUUCAAAGCCAACAUUUGGAAUAUUUUUGUUGUACUAAUCCGAGUGCUCCAUCGGGGAUUAGGUAUCUUAAUAUGUUGUGCUGCUUAUUUUUAA